AUGACCCAGGUGGAUAUGAUAAACAACACCAGGGAUCCCGAGGACACUGAGAUAGAUAAACUGGAUCUUUCGAUUCAAUCAAGAGAUGCGAUGAGAGUAGUCAGGGAUAUCCUUCCCAUAACUCGCACUCUCCCUGGUAAGCUCUAUGGUGGUUUGGCCAAGAUGGACAGAGAUCACCUUGUUAAUGUCUUGAAGGAUGGGACUGGAUAG
This is a messenger RNA of Sphaeroforma arctica JP610, 210 nucleotides long. RefSeq lists its product as hypothetical. The transcript has 2 exons. The coding region runs from base 1 to 210 and encodes 69 amino acids. The record is from RefSeq and is a predicted model, not a curated record. NCBI's taxonomy places the organism in Eukaryota, Ichthyosporea, Ichthyophonida.